GUCAUUAACCCAAAGGUUUAGGUCCUCCUACGCUGAAGCCAAGUCAUCGUUGGGAAGCCGUACUACACACUCCAAAGAGGAUUAAAGCCUAGACCUUUUGAAAGACUAAAACACGUUGCUGCAAAAGAUAGAGACAACUAACUUGUGAAAAGAGCAAGAUGAACUGGUUUGGAGCUGGUGCAAAGGUCAAUAACUACGUCCCAAGUCUUGGCAACCCUUCAGUCAAGUACAAUGACAUCGACUACAACUUUGACAACAACCCAGAGGCAGACUACCUGCUAGCCAAUAUGACUCCUUUCAAGCAUUAUAACAACCAGCUGUACAGCAACAACUACAAUGGAAGUACAUGUGAUACCUGGACGCGUCAGAAUCCACUGUAUAUGCUUUCUGGAGAUGAUUUGAUUUAUACGGCUAGAGGAUCAGAUCAUGAGCUUCUCAUGAGGUACCUAAAUGAUGGCAGCUUGGACUCGUCAAGACAAUCUUUUGAUGAAUCCGCACUAAAUUACCUUUUUAUAGAUCAACUGGUCGAUAGUAAUCUCUCGUAUAGCAUGGAAAACAUCCAUCUAGAUGAAUACUCUGCAGAUUUUUACCAAUAUCCAUACAUCCCCGAUCAAGAACCAGGAAGAGUACAAAAGUCCAAUUCAUCGUAUUCGAACAAGCUACAAGAGAAUAAAUCGGAAAGGUAUGAGCCACAAUAUAUUUUGGAGGGAACUGGAACAAUUUUGAAAAUCGUAGAAGCCCUUGAGCUUUGGCUUAGAAACACUAGCGCCGAGAAUAAUAAUUUCAGAAUGAAAAAGCAAUUUACCAAAAACGACAAUUUUGUAGUUGUGAUUAAAAAGCAGUAA
Messenger RNA from Theileria equi strain WA, 845 nucleotides. RefSeq lists its product as hypothetical. The record is from RefSeq and is a predicted model, not a curated record. The transcript is spliced from 4 exons. The coding region runs from base 159 to 845 and encodes 228 amino acids. NCBI's taxonomy places the organism in Eukaryota, Apicomplexa, Aconoidasida, Piroplasmida, Theileriidae.